AUUAGCAGAAUCACUAUUAAGGAUUUUAUAUGCGCCGUUGAGUGUUUUGCUAUCCGGAUAAUUAAAUAAUCCAGUUUUUAUUGACAGUUGUUUUCACUGCUUGUGAUCAUGAAAGGAGUGAUCCUGCUCUUGGCCGUUGUGGCCGUUGUCUACAUUAGCGGAAGCGACGCUUGGAUUGGAAGCAAUUGGGGCUCUUUUGGCAGCGGGUUCGGCGGAUUUGGCGGCAGUGGUUGGGGCGGAUUUGGGAACGGAUGGGGAAGUGGAUGGGGUGGCCAUCGCGGAUGGGGAUCGGGCUGGGGUAACAGCGGAUGGGGCAACUCCGGAUGGGGCAACCGCGGAUGGGGCUUCGGUGGACUGUAUGGUUUUGGAUAAUAACGCUCACGAUCGGAUGAGCGCUUCACUGGCCGACAGUGGGGAUAGUGACCUUGCCAAUGGAAGCAUCAUUUCCGUGCAUCACAGCUCGAAGUACUCACAGGCACAAACUAUAAACUGCUUGUGCUAUAAUUAACGCUCUUUGUUGUUUGCCCCUGUUCAUUAAUUUGCCCUAGACGAUAAACGGCUUCACGAACAACCGUGCUACAGCUUUAAAAAUAAUUAUUAAUUACUCAUUUGUUAUGUUUUUACGUAACCAUACUGAUGGUGCCGUGUAUGUCAUACUGACGCCGUUCUCGAGAUUAUCGCCGAAAUUUCUGGAUUUGUAUAUUCUGGAUACUGAUAUUGUUAAAUUGUUUCCCCGCUUUGGCAAUAAAUUCUAAAUAGUAAAGGAAAA
Molecule: messenger RNA, 769 nt
Organism: Paramacrobiotus metropolitanus
Lineage: Eukaryota; Metazoa; Tardigrada; Eutardigrada; Parachela; Macrobiotidae
Product: keratin-associated protein 19-2-like
Exons: 3
Coding region: 109-372 (87 amino acids)
Source: RefSeq, a predicted model, not a curated record